AUGUUUGCACUAAAAUUGCCCCUCUCCAGCCUCCUCCUCUUUGUUCUGCUUACUUUUGUUGCUUUUGCACAAAAGGCACCCAACUUUAGUACAAAGCAAACUCCAUUUCCCAAGGCGAGACAAGUAUCAAAAACGUGGUCUUACCGUUCAGCAAAAGCGCACGGCAAUGUUACUUAUCCGGAUCCCUACUUUUGGAUGGAGAGACCUUACACAACGGAUAAAGAAGUUCAACAAUUUGCUGCUAAUCAACAAGCAUUUACGGAAAAGUAUAUGAGCAAAUGUACAAACGCAAAUGCAAUUGAUAAAUCGAUCAGGGAUGCGUAUGAUUUCAAUGAUUAUUUCGGUUUCACGUUUAUGGAUGAUCAAAAGAAUCCAUUUUAUUUUUUCAGCUUAAAACGAAUUGGCGAAAAUCGAAAAACGUACUACAUUGCUACUCCGGCCGAAUUUGAAGCAGCAUCAAAGACAAAUUUCGCAAACCCACCUGGUCGUAAAUUCUUUGACGAAAAUGCAUUGAGCGUGGAUGGAACGGCAAGCUUGUCAACGUACUACUUCAGUUUGGAUUCAAAGUACUUCGCUUAUCUUGUCACCGAAGCUGAUGCAAGUGUUGGUACAUGGUACAUUCGUGAAACAAGUUCACCUUUACUAAAGGCCAGUAAAACUCCAGGCGGUGAUGGUCGUUUGCCAGAAGCUAUUCCACGUUGUGAUGGCAGUCUUAUGUGGAAACCUGAUAGUUCAGGUUUCUAUUACACGCAGGUCAAUGAUCCAAAAGGAGGUACAAACACGGAUAUAGGCUCAGUCGCACGCUUUCACAAGGUAGGAACUGCCUAUGAAAAGGACAUCCUGAUCGUUCAUGCUGAUCCAAGUCAAGAUAGCUUUUAUACUUUAUACGAAAGCCUCGAUGGACAAUGGCUCAUUCUUAUCAACUCUCAAGGAACGGGUGAAGCGGCAGUCUAUGCUACAAGACCUUUGGAGCAGCCCCUUUCUGACAAGAUGAAGUGGAUCUCGCUCGCUCCUGCGAAAGAAGAUAUCAUUUAUUCUAUCGCAAUCGUUGGUAACACGUUUUAUGCUCAAAGCGAUCACGAUGCACCAAACGGGAAAGUUGUGAAAUAUGAAAUGGAUUGGAGUAAAGCACGCUCUGUGAGCAAAUUGCAAGACUUGAAAGAUAAAGUCAACCCUAUUGACGUAAUUCCAGCUCGUGCCAAUGCGCAAAUGACUUUCUCUUUAGUAUUGGACAACGAUAAAGUCGUUUUGGUGAUGACAGAGAACGGCAAGUACGUUCUUUACCUCUAUAGUCUUCUCACCGGUAAAUUGAUUCAACCAAUUUUGCCCGAAGAGACUUUCACGAUUCAUGAAGUCUACUAUGCUGAUUCGGGUAGCAAGCACAUGAUGGUGACCUAUUGGGGACCAUAUUCACCGCGAAAGAGCGUUCAAAUUGGCUGGGAUGGCACCAAAAUUGUGGCCACAACCUUCUUUGUCGAAACAGUAAAAGGUGUCGCACCGGGUGAUUAUAUCACAGAACAAUUGCAAGCAACCAGUAAAGAUGGAACAAAGGUACCUUUCUUUGCUGUAUACAACAAGAAUACAAAACUGGAUGGUACUGCGCCAGUAAUUAUGCAUUUUGCUGGCGCUUAUGGAAUCAUUGAAAAUUUAUUCUGGUAUCCAUUGCAUUUCUCUAUUAUGCGUUUAUACGGAGCUGUCAUCGUUUAUGCGGGUGUUCGUGGAGGAGGUGAUAAAGGAAAUGAAUGGCGCAUUGCAGGUGAAAGAUUGAAUAGACAAAAUACCUUUGAUGAUAUCAUUGCUGUUGCACAGGAUUUGGUCAAACGCAAAAUUGCUGGUCCAGGAAAGGUAAUCGCAGAAGGACAGGGUGCAGGGGGGACUUUUGCAGCAGUCGUGGGUCGACAAGCUCCACCUAAUACGUUUGGUGCCAUUCUUUCGGAUAUCGCUCCUACGGAUUGGUUUUUGAUUUCUCGUGGUAUAGCAGGUUCAUCUCAAGUUGCAGAUUUCGGUGAUCCGAAUAAUGCGACAGAAUUCGAUGUAAUUCGUUCAUGGAGUCCGUUGCAGAACAUCGAUCCAACAAAACAGAAAGUUUUUCCGCCAAUUCUUUUGACACCUUCCGAUUCUGAUCAAUAUACCGCUCCUGCCCAUGCUUUCAAAUAUAUUGCACAACUACAGAACAGCUACCCAAACAGUCCGAAUCCGUUUUUGAUGCAUUUGCAGAAAAAUGCUGGAGGCAACGCAGUUGAUGGCAAUCAAGCAACUUUGAUCAAAAAAGCUUUCCAUCAACAAUGCUUCGUUCAACUUGCUUUGGGUUUGACGCAGCGUGUCUGA
Meira miltonrushii is the source of this 2328-nucleotide messenger RNA. RefSeq names its product prolyl oligopeptidase. The record is from RefSeq and is a predicted model, not a curated record. Gene Ontology annotation, biological process: proteolysis. The transcript has a single exon. Lineage: Eukaryota; Fungi; Basidiomycota; Exobasidiomycetes; Exobasidiales; Brachybasidiaceae. The coding region runs from base 1 to 2328 and encodes 775 amino acids. Gene Ontology annotation, cellular component: cytosol. Gene Ontology annotation, molecular function: serine-type endopeptidase activity; oligopeptidase activity.